AUGAGCUUCUACAACAACUACUAUGGUGGCCUGAGCUAUGGCUAUGGUGGCCUGGGAUGUGGCUAUGGAUGUGGCUAUGGAGGAUAUGGAUACGCCUCUUACCGUCCAUGCUGCUAUGGAGGAUACUGGUCUUCUGGCUUCUUCUGA
Messenger RNA from Mirounga angustirostris (Northern elephant seal), 147 nucleotides. Its product is annotated as keratin-associated protein 20-2-like. The coding region runs from base 1 to 147 and encodes 48 amino acids. The record is from RefSeq and is a predicted model, not a curated record. NCBI's taxonomy places the organism in Eukaryota, Metazoa, Chordata, Mammalia, Carnivora, Phocidae. The transcript has a single exon.